AUGCUGCGCAGUAGGGUUCUAUCGUUUCACAAGACUGUCCGCAGAUCUCGUGUCAUCUCAUCACGCCAUAACCAGGCAUCGCCGGCCUCGGCUCAGUGCCAUCGAAAUGCGUCCACUGCAAGCCGCAGAAUGGGAAGAACGCACCUCCUCACAAACAUCGCUGUUGGCUCUGUAGGUGUCGGGAUUGGUGUCCUACUGGCUUCUAAGCCUUUUCCGUCAGAACAGCGUAUCCAGUAUGCAGACAGAGGCACAAUGUUAAAGGCAGCGCAUGCAAUUGAAGCGGUGCUCGGUGAGGACGGUGUUAGCUACGACGAAGACGACAUUGAGGCCCAUGGCUACUCAGAUUGGUCCACUUCGAACUCCACCGGUCGACCCGUCGCUGUUGUGUACCCCAAGUCAACCGAAGAUGUCUCUAAGAUCGCCCAGAUUUGCAGUCAGCAUGAUACACCAAUAGUACCCUUCGGCGCUGGAUCUUCCGUGGAGGGCAGUUUCUCGUCGCCGUACAGUGGCAUAUGCGUAGACUUUACCAACAUGGACCAAGUCGUCGCGUUCCGGCCGAACGAUAUGGAUGUCACCGUGCAGCCAGGAGUAAACUGGACGACUCUUAACGAGCAGAUCAAGGACGACGGAUUGUUUCUUCCGAUGGACCCAUCGCCGACCGCAACCAUUGGGGGCAUGGUGUCAACCAACUGCAGCGGUACAAAUGCAUUUCGCUACGGUACGAUGAAGGACUGGGUUGUCAAUCUGACGGUGGUUCUCGCAAAUGGCCAGAUUAUCAAGACCAGGCACCGGCCCAGGAAAACCUCUGCCGGAUACAACCUGACUUCACUGUUUGUAGGAGCUGAAGGAACCCUAGGACUUGUCACCGAGGUUACCGUCAAACUCGCGGUUAUUCCACAGGAUACGAGCGUUGCAGUGGUCUCUUUCCCGACGAUCAAGGAUGCUGCUGGAGCCGCUACCAGUCUGAUACGGUCAGGGCUUCAGCUUGCGGCACUGGAGCUCAUGGAUGAUGUUCAAAUGGCUGUCCUCAAUAAGCAUGGCAGCGCUGCAGUACGGUCGCGCACGUGGGACGAACGUCCGACCUUGUUUCUUAAAUUCUCGGGCACAACAGCAAGUAUCAACAAUGACAUCUCAAACGUAGAGACUAUCGUACAGCCAUAUCAACCCGGGCGUUUCGUCUUCGCAAAGAAUAAGAAGGAUGAGGUCGAUCUUUGGGCCGGUAGAAAGGAAGCUUUGUGGACGAUGACCUCCAUCAAACCAGAAGGCUACAACAUAUGGUCCACGGAUGUCGCGGUUCCCAUCUCUCGACUCGCCGAAAUCAUCGAUUCCUCGAAGGAGGCAGCUGCAAAGCUCGGUCUGUUCGCCAGUAUCAUGGGUCAUGUCGGUGAUGGCAACUUCCACCAAGCUGCCAUGUAUGAUCCAAAGGAUAAAUCGCAGACAGAGGCCGUCACAGCAUGUGUACAUGAUAUGAUGGACCGGGCAAUACAGAUGGAAGGAACUGUCUCGGGGGAACAUGCGAUUGGUAUUGGAAAGAAGGGGUGUCUAGUGGAUGAGCUUGGCCCUGACACUAUUCAGAUCAUGAAGAAUUUGAAGAGCGCGGUGGAUCCAAAAUGGCUUAUGAACCCUGGCAAGGUAUUCGAACUACCUCAGGGUGCAAAGGCGGUAGCCGCUCCUUGA
Neoarthrinium moseri is the source of this 1677-nucleotide messenger RNA. RefSeq lists its product as uncharacterized. Gene Ontology annotation, cellular component: mitochondrion. The coding region runs from base 1 to 1677 and encodes 558 amino acids. The transcript has 10 exons. Gene Ontology annotation, biological process: lactate catabolic process. The record is from RefSeq and is a predicted model, not a curated record. Gene Ontology annotation, molecular function: D-lactate dehydrogenase (NAD+) activity; D-lactate dehydrogenase (cytochrome) activity; FAD binding. NCBI's taxonomy places the organism in Eukaryota, Fungi, Ascomycota, Sordariomycetes, Amphisphaeriales, Apiosporaceae.